Messenger RNA from Synchiropus splendidus (mandarinfish), 1130 nucleotides. RefSeq names its product ELOVL fatty acid elongase 8a (gene elovl8a). Gene Ontology annotation, molecular function: fatty acid elongase activity. Lineage: Eukaryota; Metazoa; Chordata; Actinopteri; Syngnathiformes; Callionymidae. The transcript is spliced from 7 exons. The coding region runs from base 145 to 972 and encodes 275 amino acids. Gene Ontology annotation, cellular component: endoplasmic reticulum membrane. The record is from RefSeq and is a predicted model, not a curated record. Gene Ontology annotation, biological process: fatty acid elongation, saturated fatty acid; fatty acid elongation, monounsaturated fatty acid; sphingolipid biosynthetic process.
CCUCAGAGCUGCUUAAACAGAGAUGCAGCAUGCGUUUAGUGGACGACUUGUAAGAUACAGAACAACGAGCGAAUACAAUGAAGACGCUGCAGAUGGUUUCUAUUUGGCAGAAUAUCCAAAUCGCUUACCAAGAGAUUCUGGAAAAUGGAGGUGAUGUGUCAUUACUUUCCUAACAAGUUGAACAUCAAUGUCCUUCACAAACAUGUUCAUUUUCGCUGUCUUUGUCACUGUUCAGACAAGAGGACAGAAAACUGGCCUUUGGUCUACUCCCCAGUACCACUCGGCUGCAUCUUCCUCUGCUACCUGAUCAUGAUACGGGUCGGACCGAGGCUGAUGGCAGAGAGGCAGCCGGUCAACCUGAAGAUGGUUUUGAUAGUUUACAACUUCACCAUGGUGUGUUUGUCUGCGUACAUGUUUUAUGAGUUCACAGCUUCUUCCUGGUUGGAAAGAUACAGCCUCCUGUGUCAGCCAGUCGACUACAGUGAAUCUCCACUGGCCAUGAGGAUGGCCCGAGUGUGUUGGUGGUUUUAUGUCUCCAAGGUUAUAGAGCUCAGCGACACUAUCUUUUUCAUUCUAAGGAAAAAGAACAAUCAGCUGACCUUCUUGCAUGUCUACCACCACGCCACAAUGAUUUUCAACUGGUGGGUCGGAGUGAAAUAUGUGGCGGGCGGCCAGUCUUUCCUGAUUGGCUUGAUCAACUCCCUUGUUCAUGUUGUGAUGUAUCUUUACUAUGGACUGGCGGCUUUGGGACCACAUAUGAUGAAAUACCUCUGGUGGAAGCGAUACCUGACCAUCCUUCAACUGGUGCAGUUUUUUAUCGUCACCAUCCACACGUCAUACAACCUCUAUGCUGACUGUGACUUCCCUGAUGCCAUGAACAUGGUGGUUUUAGCCUACUCCCUCAGCCUCAUCAUCCUCUUUGCCAAUUUCUACUACCAAAGCUACCUCCAUGCCACGACCAAGAAAAAGUAGUAAAUUCAAAAGAACUAAAUAAAGGACUCUUCAAAAUGUCUACCACUGUUUCUCCUCCCAAAGGAUAUGUGACACACAACCUGCUAUACAGUUCUGUCAGUGAAGAUUAUUUAGAGGAUGAUGUAUAUGGUGUAUUUGUGCAUUGUUAUUUACAUCAC